Messenger RNA from Spodoptera frugiperda (fall armyworm), 9679 nucleotides. RefSeq lists its product as uncharacterized. The record is from RefSeq and is a predicted model, not a curated record. Lineage: Eukaryota; Metazoa; Arthropoda; Insecta; Lepidoptera; Noctuidae. Gene Ontology annotation, molecular function: protein binding.
GAACUUUACAAUAAACGUUGAUGCAGCUGUUGGAAACAUUACGUCUAUACAGAAUGUACAAGAUGUAUCCGGAAACCAAACCCUAUGGCUGCCUACAAUACUUGCCACCAGUGCUGCUACAAAUGACCCCAAUAAGAUAGAUGAUGAGAGAUCACAAGCUGGUGUGUCACAAAUCAUUAUCACUAGUGAGAGUUAUGUUAAUGAUGCCAAUCAACCAAGAAGAGCAAACAUUGUCGCUGAGACUAACUUUAUAAGCAGACCCAAGACUUCUAAAGUCCAAAUAUUAAGUAACAUAUCUAUUCCCAAGAACCCAAAUUACAAUCAACAAUAUUUAACGGGAAAGGAAAUUGCACCUGUAUAUGGAACUCAAAAUCAUGUUUACAAAUUGGGCAAUUCAGUUCUUUGCACUAAACCUCCGAAAAAUCAAUCAUUGAUUGGAUGCUCUACUCUAUCGCCAAAUGUUGUGAACAAUAGCCCAAUUAAAAAUACGUCCUACAGUCACAAUUUUACCAAAAGCACAAACCUAAAUAAAACAUUGAAUAAGGUAAACAAUGGUGCUAAUCUAAAUACUAUGGUUGCUGCCUCAUCAGGUAACUCGCAAUGUCAUAUAUUGUCUCGUGUGGUUUCUGGACCCAAUAAAAUGUCUGUACAUUCUGGAAGGAAAUCUGUGAACACUUUUAAGGGUUCGAAAAGCUCUGGACAAGUUUCUAACCAAAAGAACCAAUCAAGGCCAAUAAAAAUAAUACAACAGACUGGGUCAAUUAACAAAUCAGAGGCAAAAACUUGGCCAGUUGCCAGUGUCACAUACAAGAAUCAGCAGCCAAGUUAUGGAGUAACAGAGUCAAAUACAUCAAAAGUCAUCCAAAAAGUAGGCAGUCCUACACAUAAGAGUCAACCUCUACCUCUCUCAAAAUUCCCUUCGAAAACGGAACGUUUAGUGUUACAGUCACCAUGUGGACCUGUUUUGAUUUCUACAGCUCCUAUAAGUACCAGUUUACCUAAGGGACCGCAUUAUGUGCAGUCAGGAUCUACACCUAAUUUGCGAUAUGUUCAAACAUAUGGAACUGCAGAAAAUCCAAUAUCAACAGUAUCGCAAGUUACUAACCAACAGUUGACUGCACAGAUAUUGCAAUCAUUAUCACAACCAAAACUGAUGUUGCAAUCAAAUACUGCAUCGGUAAAUCAUAACCUUACUCCUUUACCGCCUACACCCGAGGAACCAGUGGAAGUUAAACCAGUCAAUCAAAAAAGAAUUGUUGUUGGCGACAAAUCAACAUUACUCACUGAAGACGACAUUAUCGGCAUGGAAGAAAGACCAAAUCUUUCAGAAGAACUAAGAAGAUAUUCCUUCCAGCCCUUAGCCUUUGUGAUGUUGGAUCACACUUACGCUCAGCCCGCGCAGAAGCAGCCUUCAGCCACUCCGCCUACGACGCCGGUAUCCACUGGCCCGCCUCCCACCAUAAUUUCACCCACAUUAACUACAUCUCCUAUGAGUCCUUUAAAACGCAAUUCACCCGUAAUCAUGUCCACAGCGUCUUAUGAAAUGCCUUUAGCAGUGCCUACUAGCGUUAUUGGAACACCUGUACCAGUUUCUUCUAUACAAAUGGCACCGGUCACAUAUAAACCACCACCACCUCCGCCGCCAGACGACGACGCUGCUUCAGUUAUUUCAUCUAUUGACGGAGACCGGAAAGCCAACAGGGGAGGUAGUGACACCGAAACUGCACCUGAAGGCGAGGAAGAAGGCAAGACAAGAUGCAUCUGUGACUUCACUCACGACGACGGUUACAUGAUCUGUUGCGACCGUUGCGGUGAGUGGCAGCACGUUGACUGUAUGGGUAUUGAUAGGCAGAACAUACCAGACGCAUACCAGUGCGAGAUCUGCCUUCCCCGGCCCAUAGACCGACGACACGCCCGAGCUAUACAGAUGAGGAAGAGAGAAGAACUCAGCGCCCUUGGUGCGUCAGAUACGGACUCGUCUGAAAGCAGCCGUCCUCCAGGACAGAGAAGGAAACGAUUACUGACUGUCACCACAUAUACCAAUACAAGUGGUUCAUGUGUCACCACAUACAACUCCGCUAUACCAGUGCUUCCACCACUUCCACAACCAUCGACACUAACUUUACCUAAGCGAGGACCUAAGAGGCCGAAGAAAACAGAAGUUGUGCGAAAAGGCACGAAAAGAAAACUAUCGGAAAAACGCGUAAAACGCAAAAAGGAAAUGAUGCUUAACAGAAGUAAAUACAGUUCAACCAUGUCGAAUCAGUCACAUUUCCAAGACUCGUACGAACUUGCUGUGACGAACCAUUACAGUCCAGAGUUGAGGGCUAAGAUUAUGAAAUAUAGCAAUAAACUUGGUAAUACUCCUAACAUGGCGUAUGCUAUGAACGCGCAUUUAUGUACCACUGUGCCCCACGCAGGUGGAAAGAUUCUGAUUGCUACUAAGGACUUGAAAGAAAAUACUCCAGUAAUAGAGUUACGUGGCAAAUAUAUGUUAUCAAACCAGCAUAGACCACAAUUACAAAAUACUGCUAGAGCAGGUAGCCAGAAACCGGGACCUUUUGUCUUCUUUUACAGGUUACCUAAAGAUAACACGCAAAUAUGCAUAGAUACUAGAACAUACGGGAAUGAAGCAAGAUUCGUACGUAGAUCGUGUAAACCAAAUGCAGAGUUACAACACUGCAUAGUCAAAGGCACAUUGCAUGUUUAUUUAGUUAGUAUUGGAGUUAUCCAGUCUAACACUGAAAUAACUGUUGGACACGAUGCUGAUGGCAGUAAACAGCCAUGUGCAUGCGGAAAUCCAAAACAUUGCAAAGUGAACGGCCUCAACACGUUAGCGUCCCGAAAGAGUGUGGACUAUCCGCCUAGAGAGAAAAGGAGCAGAAAUAGAUGCUUCAGUUCUUCAUCACCAGUAUCUCCACCGCUCCCUCCUGCCGCCACUACUCCAGUUAAAGAAUAUACUCAACAAAUAUCUGCGAUGAAAUCUGAGAAGAAAUCUCCACAGCAAAUUAAACAUGAAUACCCUCCUCUAUCACCUGUCAAGACAGCUGUGAUGGCAUUAAACUUUGAUGAACCGCCUAAACCUGAGCCGAUAGAAGAAAUUAAAACUGAAAUAGAUCUGAUAGCCAAAGAGGAGAUGAAGCCUGAAGAAGAUGAACGUGACUUCUGUAAGUCGGAAACUGUUGAAAAUAAAUUUGAAGAAGUAAAACACGAGUUAAUCCCACUUCCACCUGUAGAAGAACCCAGACCAACGAUCAUCUCGAAAGCAGAAGUAAAAGAGGUGAAGGAAUUUAAACUAGAGAAGGAACCAGUGUAUUCUGAUGAAGAGAAACCAGAAAAGGUUGAAGAAAAGAAACCUAAAGAAGAAAUAAAAAUAGAAGAAGAUAGACCAGUGACUAGAGAAUUUAUGGCCAAGUCAGCAUGCCAUGACAGAUCAUCGAGGUCCAGUCGGACAACUUGCGUGAAUCAAGACUCUCUGGAUGAUAAAACUGAUGAUUCUCAAGAUAAAAUACAGACUAAUAAUAAAGAAAAAGAAAAGAGAAAGAUGACGCGCGAGGAACGUAAGAUGGAAGCUAUAAUGAAGGCGUUUGAACGCAUGGAAAAAGCCGAACAGCGCAAACAGGAAGUGAAAGAAAGGCAGAAGAGGCGAGAGUCUGAUCCACAUCCUAAUGCUAAUGAUAAGGAUGAAGAUGAAGAAAUUCACAACACUACUAAAAAGAGGAAAAAGCGCAAGGGUCGUGCUCGCACGACGUCGCAGUCGAACCGGCGGCGCUUGAACUCUGCAGACAGCGACAUGGUAACGUCGGGCGACGAGGCCCAGCCGCCUCCGCUGACGCCGCCGCGGGCUGGCCCGGCGCGCCGCGACAGUGCGCUCCCACCACCCAACGUCGACCACGACCGCACCAACGAUGGCCCCCAUGAAGAACUCGGGUUGAGCUCUGCAUGCUUAUUGGUUGAAGCAGCUGUUGGUUCUGUUGAAUCCGCCUUUAAAUUACCAAAAACUAAGAAAACAAUGGCGACUGAAUGGAUAGGAAGGUCGCCUGAACGUACACCAUCACCUUAUAGAUCUCCUUACAGACCUACCUUGGUCGCCGCACCAUCGUUAGAAAGUUUAGUUCGAGUCGCAUCAACUAUGAUUGGCGAUUUAAGUGGGGAUGACUUGGAACAUGAAGAAGACAGUAGAGCUUCGCCCCCUAGAACACCCGGGAGGGAUCGAAAUAAACCUCCGAAGAAAGCCAAGCGAAUAACGAGGAGUACGCCGCCUGCCGAGGUGGCCGAGGUGGCGCCGCCCGUGAUACAACAACACAGCGCCAAGAAGCGGUGGCUGCGACAGGCCAUCAGCGAGGAGAGUGAUUCGCCUGUUGCAGAUGUGUUUGUUUCAGAAUCGCCUCCCAACGAAAUGGUAACGCCAUUAAAGAAACGACGACUAGCAAGAGAGUCGCUUUCUUGCGAACAAAACAAUAUUGUGCCUUGUAAUGACGAAACCUCGCCUAUUUUAACGUCAGAAGACUCUCCGGUCAAAGAUGACGUGCAGCCCUUGACGAGGCAAUUUAAAGUCAGAAAUAUUAUGUACGAUAGUUUAUAUGCUAGAGAUAGAACUCGUUCGGACAGCGGACAGGGAUCUGAUGACCAAUGCACCAUAGAUAAUGACAUGUUGAAUAUGAAUAUAAAGGGUCCACAUGACAGCGAGAACAUAAGGAGAAUUAUAGGAGUUCCGACACCUGAAGAUGAACUCCCACCUGAAAUACCUAAACCAGAUGACAUAAAAGCUAACAACAAUAAUGUUGAAAUGGAUGAAAGUAAUUACAAUAAAGUAGUGCCAAUGGAAAUAGAUACAACAAUACCCGCACAGCCAAAAAUACAAGAGUCUAUCGAUCUUAGCAUAGACGUGAAGGGAAUCGAGAGCCCAAAUGAUAAACUAAACAGCUGUCAGUCAGCAGACACCAGUGGGAACUCGUCACCACAACGCGACGAGAUGGAUGACAUUCAGAAGAAAAUACAUUCAUUCCACACAGAGAACAUACAAAUAUUAAAGAGUAGAAAUAAGAAACCCAAGGAAAAACGAAAGAAAGUGAACCUAAACUUCGACCUCAACAUGGUGGAUGAUCAGAUUAGCGUGCAGCUGAGAACGGAGAACGAUACGUCGUCUAAAUCCAUAGAAAUUAAUGGAGACAUUCACGACGACAUGAGCAAUUCAGUCCAUGAUGACGUCAAAGUUCAUGUUUCACCCGAGAACAUACCUCUGCCGCCUGUAGAGUCAAUACCUCUACCGGCACCAGAGAACAUACCGUUGCCAGAGGAACCGAGUCCGAUGCCUGUAAUACCGCCUCCAGAAACAAUACCUCUACCAGAGGAACCCAUGAAGCCUGUGAAGCCAACAAUUCGCCCAGCAUCACCUGUUGUAGAAAAGCUUGAUAAAAUUGAGAAACCCUUCUCAAUCGACAGGCCGUCCGUGUUAGAGAACUCAACGCUACCGUUCUCGUCGCGGUUUAGUUCAACAGGACUUUUCUCCGGUAUAUUCAGCAAUAUGUCUCAGUCGUUCAACAUGGACAGUUCAAUAAAUGAGAACGUACCGAACAUGUCUAUAAUAAAGAGUGCAAUAGAUAGGACUACAAGUUUAGAUAGUAGUUUGUUUGACAAGGACAGUAUUACGCCAGCAGACGAUCUGAAGAGCGUCCAGGAGAUAUUAACGCGAGUGAAUAAUAUGGACUCAAAUAACAGUGUAAUAUUAUCAGGGGUGCUCAACAGUUCAAAUAAAGCGAGUUUGUUAGCUCCAUCCCCCAAACCACUCGCAAAGCCUUAUUGCCCGCGAACCAACGACCCCAGACUGAACCCUCCGCCUGUAGAAAAACCUAAACCUGUAAGAAGGAAGCUCUCUAUAACGGAGUACCGUAAGCGGCACAAAGGCGGGUGUACGGAAGAGGGCGGCGGCGGGUCGUCGAGUGAGGCCGGCGAGGCAGGCGAGGCGGGCUCCGGCGGGGAGGCGGCCCCCGAGUGGUCGAGCGAGUCCUCGGGCGCCGCCUCGCUGUCGCCGCAGCGCCUCGACCAGGCCGCGCAGGCCGCCGCCGACGACCUCGAGCAGCGACUGCACCGGGAACUGGCCGCCUCCCACUUGCCUAAAGGUGUGUUUGACGCUCAGCCAACAGCCACGGAGCGACAAAGGGAAAACCUAAGCUUACGAUUACGACGGGAGUUUGGUCUUGCCUUACCUGAUGACGAAGAGACGAGACCUCCUACCGAAAACACCGAUGGCGCGGGCGGUGCGAAGCGGUGCGACAGGUAGUGGGCUGUGGGCUGUGAGCUCACUAUAAGACAUUAUUUUUGUAAAUCUCAGACGGUGUCACGCCCGUCGCCUGUAUUAUAUAAUAACUAGCAUAAAGGACUUUUCUAAGAGUGUACGUUAGAUGCGAUGCGCGCGUAUUGUAUAUUUCCGUUUCACUUGUACGUUUUUAUUUUCCACGGUUUUCUGCAAGUACAAAUUGUUUUUAUUUCCCUUUGUACAUAUUGUAUAUAGGAGAGUUAAGAUAUAUUAUAGGGAACCUAAUGGGUAACGUAUCUAUGUAUAAUGGUAUGAAAGAUUUUUUAUAUAUGUACAAUGUUUAUGUAUCUUAUUGAUAUAUUUAUUUAUUAUCGAUUUAUUCGAUAGUGCGUUUAGGGAAUGACGGCUAGGAUUUUUGUACGCAUAAUGUUUAAGUAAAUUAUAGUUGUUUUUAUUAUUUGUUUUAUGUUUUCUAGCAUAUAUAGGGGGUCCGAGGGCUCGUCCUAGUUCUAGGUCUCUUGUUAGUGUUAGAGGUUUCACGUGUAAUUUAGAGUCGUUUCAAUACAGAUACGCAUUCUCGCAUUAGCCAUUUGUAGAGGUUAAAUCUGUGUUAUAAUUUAAGUGGAGCGUAUUGUGCAAAGAUUGAUUUCUUUGGUCCAUCAUCACAAGGACGAAUGUUGAGGCAGCUGGGUAAUAGUGUUCGAAGUCUCGCCCGCGACACCACCCGGCACCGUUUUCUCUGCAUAGAUCGAAAGUGAAUAUUUAUUGGUUAUGUUUCAAGUAUUAUAAUUAUGUGGACGGUUUUGUUCAUAGUAAAAUAUAAAUUGUUUUAUAUUGCAGUGUUGCCAAGUGGUGUCGUGGGCGAUCCUAGUUUAACGUGGCUUUUGCAUCCAAAUUGGAUAAACGAGGUCGUGAAUUUUGACUGAUAUGAAUCGCAAUCACACUAGUACUAUACAUAGAAAUAUACCUGUUCUGUUAGAUACAGCAAAUUCAUAAAUGAAAGCAGUUUAUAAAUAGCACUGAUUACUUCUAGAUAGUACUGUGUGCUUUUUGUUAAUCGGACUUGCAGUAUGUUACAAUACAACAUGCAUGUUCAGAUGAGAUAUGUACUGUGUACAUUGUUCAGUGUUGUAUCACAAGUUCUAGGCGAGACAGUUGUAUGUAACACACUGCAUACAAUGCAUAAUAUUAACAAAUGUAAACCAUCAUUUUUAAACUCUACAGUUUAGACGAUAUAUUCUACAAACCUUACGUUAUUUUGUAAGAACUAAACUGCAGAGUUGGAAAUUGGGGACACUGCGACAUUCUGUUAGUUUAUUGCUAUGAGUUGUUUAUAUGACAGAAGCUAUUGGACCGUUAUAUUUACAAUUGUUAAUGUGUUGCCGCUUGUAUAUACUUCUAUAAUAACAACGAAUCGAUGUUGUGAAUAACCUCGGGCUAAAAUAGAGUUUAUCACAGAAGCACCCAGUGAUCUAAGGAAGCUAUGACCAGGCACUUGCAAAAUAUUCUGUUUGUUAUAUUUAGGUAGGUCUAGAUUUAGUUUACAUCUUGUACGCGACAUUUAGCACUGAUGUGACUGAAUGAAGUCAGAACUUGCUUCCUAAUAUUCCCAGUGCGAUUGUUGCCUAAACAGGUGUUACGUUUAGUUUAAUGAAUAACAAAAUAUUUAGUGUAAUUGAGUAAGUACUCUGUGAGUACUGAAACAAGGGUUACAUGUACAGUUGAUUAUUUGCUAUACCCAAACUUUCGACGUUUAUAAUUUCGCCUGUGACUUAUAUUGCAAUAAUUAACCGAAUGCAAUAAUUCUUUCUAAAAGAAAUUUUCUCUAUAUUUAUAUUUUGUGCUUCAGUAUAAAAUUAUAGGCGCUGGUAUUUAGAUAGAUUACUUAUCGGUGUUUCUAUUUUAUUGGUGGAUUUAACCACUACUAGGUAAAUCGAACUGUGAAUAUUGUUGCAAUUUAGGAUAAAAGUCUAUGUAGUCAAACUACGUUUAUAAGCCCAGUGUCUGACGAUUCAUCCAAAUUGUUGCUCAAAUUUUCUACUGUGGGUUCCAGCAAAUUGGUUUUUAUAGGGAACCCCGUUUAUUAUUAGAUUGUGUGCUUUUUGAGGUCUGUCAAAUAGAAUGUUCUAGCAAAAGUUGCUGCUUGUUGCGUGUCAAUUACAUACAUGUACUAUUAUUUGUCAACUAGUAAUUCCGGUGAAUUAAUUUAUUCAUGAUGAAAUUUUUGAUUAUGUUAAAUUUUUAUUUAUUAAUUUCAAUAAACCCAAGUGAGCUGUGUGUCUAAAAGUACAUAUCGACAUUUGCAUUGAUUGCACCUAAUGGUUUCCUACUUCGUGCAGCCGUUUAGAAAGUCUAGAUAGUUGCACUUCCUUUAUUUACUUACCCGCGACGUCGGGUCGUCACUAAGCUACUACUUAAAAAUUAAGUGUUUUACGCAUAAUCUUAAAAUGUUAGAUUCUAGUGAAAUACGCUGCAAUAAUACGCCUCGAAGGCAAAUACACAUAGUUGUUAACACACAGAAAAUAUAUUUUAACUGCUUUAUUUAAUCCAUGAUUUUAUUAUUUUUGUAUUGUAUAAAAAGAAUAUUGUAGUAAGAUUUUUAUGAUUUUUUUUUUGAAUCAAAUGUAGAUUUAUUAUGAAAUGUUUCAGCAUUUGCGCAGCCCGACUGGAGCCACAGUGUCGGUGUCUGUCUAAUAGAUUUGUAAAUAUUUCGAUCUGGUUUAUAAAGUGUAAAUUAAUUGCUUAAUAUCUACUGUCGGAACGCGUUUUGUUGUGCGCACUCUCAAGCAAAUAAUACUUUCAACUAGUCUUCUUCGUCUCGCGUUACAAAAUAAACUAAAGUAGGUACCUUACAAUGUGUAGAAUUUGAAAUAAUUGUAGUUUUAAUGUUCCUCGACGGCAGCCCAGUAAAUGAAUGAAUGAGUACAGGGCAACAAAACGCAGUCCAACAUUUUAAUGUUUCUGUAGUAUAUUAGAUGAAAAUCUUUGUGAUAAAAAUUUCUUAAUUAUAUCAACCCGUAGAGAAGCGUCUGUGUAUAUAUUAUAAUAGUUAAUGUUAAGUGAAAGCUAUAUUUUGUUAUGGUGAACAAAAAGCGCACUCUCUAUCGUUUGCCAUAUUAUGAAGCUAGUUUAUUGGUACUUCCCCCUCCUUGUGAUCGCACCCACCUUCGGCUUGUCCCGCUCCCCCGUUGGAUAUGUUUCAUGUAAGGUAUUCGAUGUAACAAUGGAAUAUUUUGCAAUAUAUAUAAUUAAUAUAAUUUUUUAACGCUAAGUGGAUCGUAAAUAGAAAAGCUGUAUAUUAUCCAGAUGUUAAAUAUUAUUAUUUCUUUCUCAAUGUUUUAACUAAGCAUGUAAAAUUUAAAAUAAUACUAGAGAAUAAAAGAUGUUAUGAUAAUUAAUUACAUAAAAUCUUCGUUUGAA